Papaver somniferum (opium poppy) is the source of this 1051-nucleotide messenger RNA. Its product is annotated as multiple organellar RNA editing factor 2, chloroplastic-like. Gene Ontology annotation, cellular component: mitochondrion. The transcript is spliced from 4 exons. Lineage: Eukaryota; Viridiplantae; Streptophyta; Magnoliopsida; Ranunculales; Papaveraceae. Gene Ontology annotation, biological process: mitochondrial mRNA modification; cytidine to uridine editing. The coding region runs from base 84 to 809 and encodes 241 amino acids. The record is from RefSeq and is a predicted model, not a curated record.
AGUCAUUUCUCUCCAAAACCCUUUCUACUGUAUCCAUCCUCUCUCGGUCUCUUCUGAAGAAAUUCUCUAACCCUCGCCCAACGAUGGCUGCAGCAUUAGCAAGAGCUAUAAUCACAAAACCCACUUCCAUAACCCUCCCAAGUCGUCUUUUUUCAUCAUCAUAUUUCUCAUCGAUAGCUAAAUCCCCCCCACUUCCUGGUUUCAUUAGACCUAAAAGACAACAUUUGGUUCUUUUAUCUCAUGCUGUUCAAGUACUUACACCUUGUGCAUCUCGUUUGAAUACUAUACGAUGUAGAGUUAAUCGGUCUGGUUCUGACUCAUAUUCACCUAUGAAUUCUGGGUCCAAUUAUAGUGAUCGUCCUCCUACUGAAAUGGCACCAUUGUUUCCUGGUUGUGAUUAUGAACAUUGGCUUAUUGUUAUGGAUAAUCCUGGUGGUGAAGGUGCUGAUAAACAAAAGAUGAUUGAUUGUUAUGUUCAAACCCUAGCUAAGGUUCUUGGAAGUGAGGAAGAAGCAAAGAGAAAGAUAUACAAUGUUUCAUGUGAAAGGUAUUUUGGUUUCGGAUGUGAGAUUGACGAAGAGACCUCAAAUAAGCUUGAAGGUUUGCCAGGUGUUCUAUUUGUGCUUCCAGAUUCUUAUGUGGACGCCGAGAAUAAGGACUAUGGAGCUGAACUGUUUGUAAAUGGAGAGAUAGCUCAAAGAUCGCCUGAGAGACAGAGGAGGGUGGAGCCAGUGCCCCAGAGAGCUCAGAGUAGACCCAGAUACAAUGACAGAACCCGAUACGUUAGGCGCAGAGAAAACCAACAAUAGAUGCUCACUUGGCUGAUGGAUGAGUGUGAUAGAUGUAUACUGUGGAUCGGAAGCAAUUUUAGUUAUUUUCGGUUGCUGCCAAUGUUUCUGGUACCUGAACAGUAUACAUUUGUGGUUAUUCUCAGUUUAUAUUGGUUCUGGAAUGCUACAUUUAUCUUUUUUGAACAAAUUAUUAUGUUAGUUUCUUUAACCUAAGUUUUUGUUAACUUUAGAAGGAAUGGUCUACCAGUGUUUUUGUUACA